Pseudocercospora fijiensis CIRAD86 is the source of this 5868-nucleotide messenger RNA. RefSeq lists its product as uncharacterized. Bases 1 to 5868 code for a protein of 1955 amino acids. The transcript is spliced from 7 exons. Gene Ontology annotation, biological process: double-strand break repair via homologous recombination; replication fork processing. The record is from RefSeq and is a predicted model, not a curated record. Gene Ontology annotation, cellular component: nucleus; Cul8-RING ubiquitin ligase complex. Lineage: Eukaryota; Fungi; Ascomycota; Dothideomycetes; Mycosphaerellales; Mycosphaerellaceae.
AUGGUCGCGGUGUGCUCGUCAGAUUUGGGGAUCAAGUCUGGGUCCAGCGGCUUGAGGAUACUGUGGCCGCUGGAGCCUAGAAAUCGUCUGAAGUUGGUUGCGUGUCUCGAGGUGCGGCUGGAUCGCGGAGAGGUGGCGGAUUCAGAUGAGGACGAACUCGAACUCGAACUCAGCAUUGAGUCUUCCGCGGAGACACCUCCGAGAAAACGACCAAGGCUGGAUCAGGUCUCUGGAAUCACGGGACUCGCACCGCCAUCGGAUCAUGGCGCGAAGACAGAUGAUGAAGAUGAGAUUGCUUGGCUUCCGGCCAAGGCGGCGACGACGUACGGACGAAAGGGCAAGGGCAAGCCAGCGCGAAGCAAUGCAACAGCGUCCUCCUCCCGCGCGCAAUCGGUUGAGCGCUAUGGGGGCGACAAGCUGGUGCCAAUGAUACCAGCUUUGCCAGACAAGACGAUAUGUGAGGCUAUUCGAACCACUGCCAGCUCACCUGCGCACGGCUGGCUUGGAGGGACCACAGAUCUGGAUAAUGCUAAGCCUAGCCUUUCCAUCGAUUCACCUCUGGCAGUUCCACUGCCGCCUUCCUCGGCCGAUUCAAGCGACGAAGAUGAGCUGCCAGACGUGAGUCAGAUCUUCGCAGCAAAGCGCCAGGACAAUCGCUAUGCUUCGAGAUGUCGUACAUCCAGCUCGUUGAGCGAGCGCUCCGUCUCUCCCCCCACGGACUUCCAUUCCCCAAUUCGGCCUCUCACGAGUCGCAGCGAAUCUGGGCGAGAAGCGCUUUGUACGACUGCGAGCGAUGAAAUGGUCGGUGUCACACUUAACGACUUCGCUGCUGUCGAUGACGAUGUUGCUUCAGCAAAGCGCAGUCUGCGAGCGCGAAAAGACAUUCAGCUACAUCCAUAUCUUCUUGAGAAAGCCAAGUAUCAGAGACAAUUCAUGGAGCGCGGAUUGAAACCUGUUCGAUUGGUCCAAUCGGAUCCUCAACGCGAAAAUGAUGGGACUCCGUCUUAUCCAAGCAGCAGUCAGGCUACCCUGCCGUCGUCCAGCCCUGCCGUCUCUGAGAUAGGCGUGACGUCUGAGAAACCUACAAUUCAGCCAACGUCAAUCACACUCUCGCCGGAGCAGGCUGAGCCACGGAAGGGUGUCGCCAGGCGCCAUUGGGGCAAGGAGCAAGAACAAUUGACGACUUCUCCGAAGAGCGCUCGCAUGGCGCAGAACCAAGCGCAAACACGAGACGUCCAAUUGCCACAGUUUGUUCGGCUUGCUUUGCGUCAAAGCAAUCGUAUCCAAAACCAAGGUCGCCACGGACCUCAUGACAAGAUCAUCCGCCUCACGACCUCAGACGACACCGCUGAAGCAGAUUCGGUCCUGCGAGCUUGGCGCCAGGGUAUGCUUCUGCCUCGCUAUGAGCUCAUGCCAUCCGGCAACCACAACUGGGCAACGUCAGAGAAAAGUCCAACACAUCGCGAAGCGCUUCGCGAGCAGUCGCACAACUCGCAAAGGCACGAGCCUUCAAGUACGACUAGGACAACUGCUGGCGCGUCUCAUGCGCUUACCAAGCCUGAUGUAAAUUCUGUGCGCAAGACGAAGUACAAACAAACUCGAUUGCCUCAUGCUGUAAGGUCAGCUCAGGCGCCGAUGCACAAUCCAUCUCGCCUGGGUACAAAGGUCGGUGAGGGUCAGCUUCGAAAGAAGUCAUCCGCCCGGCGCUAUACGCCUGCACUGCGCUCUGCACAGCUCGAAACGCUCCAGCAGGACUUUGACAAUCACCAUCGCGAGGAGGCUUUCGAACGUCGAAUGCAGUGUCUGACUGAAAAUGUAGCUUUACCAGGAAGGCAUGCACGAUCAUCCGAGUACCAGAUCACGCGAUUCCUGUAUAAUCAUGAUCAACAGGACCAAAUCCGGACAGGAACGGACCAGAUCAGACCUGCUGUUCCGGCUGUCGAGCAUGAUACGACUAUGGAUUUCCCUCACAGACCGCGCAAGUCACGUCCGCAAAGGCUAAAUGCUGAAGCAAGCGAGUAUCGCCAGCCGGACGAGCUCACGCAGAUCGACGCGAACAAUGCCGAUGAUGAGCAAGACAAAAUCAACAUCUCUAGCCCUGUCUUGCAUGGCUUUGGUCUGUUCGGCUCACGAUAUACCGUUAACUUCAACAUCGAGCCAUUGCCACCAGGAUUCCUUUUCCAAGCCGACACGAUCAUUGGAAGCGGAAAACUCGCGGAGGCGCUAGAUCUGUCAAACCAAGACCUCGACAAUCCGCGCGGCCAAACACAUUUCGCUUUCGCAGAUCAAAGCCGUAAUUGGGGAGUCUGGAAUGAAGACGUGGCUGCAGACUUCUCACGAAUGACUGUCGAAACGAUGGAUGAAUUGCAGAGAUUACACAUCGUUUCUGCAGGUGCCGGUCUUAACCAAGUACGCAAUUUUAUGGACCAAAACGUGAACGCUUCCUUACGGUCAGCGGUAACAUACUGUUCGAAGUGUGUAUACUUUGUCGACGCCGUCGACCGGCAGCACUUUGCUGAGAGCCUUUGCCGGCUUGUGAACGAUGUAUCGGACAUCAUCGAGGAGUAUCAAACAGAUGUAUCCCGCAAUCCGAAGGCAUUCAAUGAGACUCGACAAUACCUGGUGAUCUUAGCUGUGCUGGCCAAGCAAGUGACAUGCCACCCUACCGUCAGCAGGGGCACCAAAGACAGAGCAUCUGACGUAUUGAAUGCCACAGCAUUAAGCCUCUCGAAGCAUUGUAUCGCCGACCAAUUCGAACAGCUGCGAGCGGACUACGAGAGCUGCCGCAAUGCCGCUUUGCUGGAAGAAGGCAUCUCUGGCAGUGCUUGGGCACUGAGCAGCCUCGUGAUUUUGAUCAAUUCAUUUCAAACGCUCGGAUCAGAUGCCAACUUCUGGCUGGUCAUUAGCGCAGCUCUUUUCGGCGAUAUUCAAGGAUACUGUGCCGUAAGCGAUUUUGAGCGUCAAUGGCACAGCCUAUUUACGAUCUUGCCGGCACUAGAUAUUGACAGCCGUGGUGUGCUGCAGCGUUCGGCAAGGAAUCGUUCGUCGGAAGCGUGGACUAUACCCAAAGCUUGCAUCCUGCGCACUUUCGAGCUGUAUGAAAUGUCCAGCAGGAUACGGGGCUUCACUGUGAAUGAUUAUAUUCGCACAUUACUUUCGCGUUGCUGGUGCUUGAUUGAAAGAUGGCAUUGGUGGCGAUCCGAGCCAAUUCUUAACACCAUCUUCGACUUCUUCAGCGGCCGAAGCUUAGGCUUCCUUCACAAAGAAGAAUCUCAAGGGUCUCUCGAAUUUUUGGAAGAACUCAGCUCGCAGCCGUCACUCCAGGUCCUGCCGAGCGACCGCUCAUUUCACAUUUUCGUCAAGCUUUUAACAACAUCAUUCCUGCGGAUGCGUGAUAAUCAUGUCUACGACGGACGCAAGAUUUCAGGCUUGGCGUGGCGCUUCAUACCAAGCCAUGGUAGAACAUACAACAAGGACAUGGAUCUCAAGCAAUCCGAUCUCGAUGCACUGCAAAACCACCAUGAUCUACUCGUGGCUUUGUACUAUGCUCUGCCGCCUGUCCAUCGGCCAAAAGCAAAUCUAGUGCGCGAUCUUGUUGACCAUACCAAGUCUCAUCGGAAAGCUUGUGAUGUUAACGUCAGGGCCUGGGCAAAUCUUACUGCAUUCCAAGCAUCCACUGCUGAGCCAUUGGAAACUAUGCAGCCCCUAUCUGAGUGGUUUGUGGCUCUAGUAAGGGCAGCAGUACACCAGUACAGGUUGGCCAAGAGUGAAGCUGAACAGGACUUUGAGGAAGCCAGAAAGGAAGGUUCAACUUCUGACGAGGUUAGACUCCAGGCCGUCAUCGCCAGCAAUCAGCGCCCGAUAGCUGCGACGAUUGUCAAUGCUCUUGCUGGACUCAAACGAGCUCUGCAAUCUGCCCGCAACAUCUCGAGCGUGCGGUAUCUCGUAAAGACAACACAAUUCUGGACUGUACUGGAUCUCUUUGACCCAUCUCAGCGUCGACUUCUCAGUGCCAUGCUUGAAGCUGUCCAAGCUAUGGACACGGCACUCGAAAUAGACGAGAAGUUGUCUUCGACAAUAGAAAGUCGGAGUCUGAGCGAAGACAGUCAGGAGUUUGGUGAUAUCAGUGCUCUCCAGGAGUUUGCCGCGCAUGACACCACUACACCAUCAUCAUUGCUCGAUGCGGUUGCUGAUACUCUCGUCACGCCAAUGGGUCAAUUUGUGUCGAACGUUUUCGGCGCAGACUCUGCUCCUGACGAGUCACUGCUGCAGAGAGUGAUCAGCGUUUGGGUAUCGAUCGCAAAUCGACUUGUGAAAACAUCAGCGAGAGACUGGAGUGCCUUCCUCAACGAGUAUAGCACUCAGAGCUGGGCUCAGAUGCGUAACACUCCACAAUGGCGCAAGUACACUCCUUACUUCAUGGCUCACGUGGUCCAGCAGCCUACUUUCCCGGGAGAUGAAAGUGUUGCGCAGAAAGUGCUCAAUGCAUGGGUUCUGUCGCUUGUGGAGAGAGAGGCUUCGCUGAAAUUUCAGCAUGUACUCACGGCUGCGCUGCUCAAUCAUUGCAGGGAGGAGCGCCUGUUGCAGAACCUCCCUUUUGCUCAAGAUCAGGACGGGCAAUUCCACAUAAAAUUGAGCGAACUUCGGCAGAGAAGACUCCCGCUUUUGUCGUCACUGUUGUCGAACAUGCGAGAAAGCUUAGCAGAAGCUCAUUCGAACCACAAUCGCCCAAUGGCGGAGUCCAGAAAUAUGUACGCUGCUGUACUUCGGCAGCUGAUGCAGGCGAUGAAGCAUAAUUAUCAAGAGCUUCAGACGGAGAAGGAAAGUGAAGUUGCUGACAGUACCGCACAAGGAUCAUACGUUGAAUUCGUUCAGCAUGUGGUCUCUUUGCUGCAGCAGCACACGAGCGACAUAUGCAAGGUGGAUCCGUUCUUCACUGACUCCAACGCCUUCCCGCUUCCUGUUCGGGAUCCAACUUAUGUUGUCGGCAAGCUGAAGAGAUAUUCACCGAGACUCGGCGAAGCCAAGUCACGCAAAGAACUUGCUGUGUUCAUGCAGACUGUCAGCGAAAGAGCCGCCGUGGAUGGACAGCAGCAAUACUUGGCCGAGCAGCUAUUUGAGGCGAUGAAAGCAACGCCAGAACAGGACUCAAGUAAUGGACCUUCGCUUCGACACGUACUCUUGACAUCAAUGUUCCCGGCAUACAUCAAUACAAUAUUCGCUACAACCUGUGGAUGGAUCCUCGCGAUUCCUAUGUUGGACGCCUGUAAAAACGUGGCCAUGGAUCUUAUCUACAAGGUCGACUUUGGGAAUGACGGCGCUGUCUUGGCAACCACAGAAUCUGUGACAGCUGUGUUGCACAGCAUCAAUGGUCAAUGCCAGUCCGGUUUGGCGCGUGCUGGACUGUCGGAGAUGGCCAAGUACAUGCACGUACUAGCGAUUAUGUUUGAUGUCUGCAGCUCUGUUCUGCAGCUGGCUUCCGUCGUGCAACAUGCAACAUCACAUGGCCGUGACUUGCUGCACCUCCUACGGGCGCUGAACAGGCAAGCUCGAGGCAUAGAGCAAGUGUUGGAUGGCGCCGUCGAAGUCGACUGUCUUGAGUGCGCUGGCGGAGGACCAUCGCCCUGGCCUGAUACUCAGGAGUUUGUGAAAAGGCAAAUCUACGAGUCGCUGAGCAACUGGCAGGUUGUAGAUGGACGAUAUUUCUUGCGAAGAGGGAAUCUUCUGAAAGAAAUAAUUGUCAGACUGGGGGAUGCUAACGAAGAGAGGGCCGUAUUGCGGCAGAGCAUUCGAAGUUUCAAGGGCAGAUAUGAAGCGACAUUUGCGCCGAGGCAGAGGAAGACGAGCGGCGGUGGGAAGGAGUUGUAG